AUGAAGAAAACUAAAGAAGUAAAAACAACAAAGACCAAUAAAGUAAGACCUGAUAAAACAAGACCUAAUAAAACAAGACCUGACAAAGCAAGCUUAACAAAGCAAGACCUAAUAAAACAAGGCCCAAUAAAAGCAAGACUCAACAAAGCCAAACUUGACAAAGCAAGACCCAACAAAGCCAAACCUAACAAAGCAAGACUCAAUGAAACCAAACUUGAUGAAACAAAAUUCAAUAAAAUCAAGCCCAAAGAAGACCCAAUAAA
Molecule: messenger RNA, 263 nt
Organism: Racocetra persica
Lineage: Eukaryota; Fungi; Glomeromycota; Glomeromycetes; Diversisporales; Gigasporaceae
Source: the annotation of a GenBank genome assembly